Molecule: messenger RNA, 1287 nt
Organism: Saccharomyces eubayanus
Lineage: Eukaryota; Fungi; Ascomycota; Saccharomycetes; Saccharomycetales; Saccharomycetaceae
Gene: SWT21
Product: Swt21p
Exons: 1
Coding region: 1-1287 (428 amino acids)
Molecular function (GO): protein binding
Source: RefSeq, a predicted model, not a curated record
AUGGAGAAUGGAGAAAACCACAGCGGGAUAGAUAUAACUCCCUAUUGUGACACCGGUGAAGUGUUCGAGGCCGACAGGAUACGAGAAGUAUGGGAAAGGGAAGAUAAAGAAUGGCUGCAAAAGACCAAAAACGAUGCCAGUGGAUAUGCAUACCCGGCACUGGGCAAAUCGCCGUAUAUUGGUGAGACGAGUGAUGGCAGGAUGGAAAAGAAGGUUCUGUGUCAAGACAUAUUUUGGUCAUGCGACGGUACCUCGCUUGUUUCUGUACAUAACGAUUUUGGCAUUAGGCAGUAUUUAAUACCGGAGGAAAACGAUGGCGACAACAAAAACAAAGAACUACUGCUUCUACUGCCGUUCAGUAGAUUCUUCAAGAACCAAUCCAUUGUUUCGUGUGCAGUACACCCACUCUACUCGCUUUAUGAUGAACCGUCGGGCGGAGUGGCUACCGACAAAAUCGCGAUUGGAAGCAAGAACUUUCCUUUGCAGCUGUACUCCGUGAUGGACGGACAAUGCGUUGCGACCUUCGACACGACGAACGAAAUGAAUGGAGAAUACGAGACUGCGUACAGCGUGAAAAUCGAUACCGAAGCGCAUAUCUAUACCGGCUCGCACCGAAACAAAGUGGCCAUAUACGACAUGCACCGGCGGGAAGCCGUGUGGAUGCACCGCAGCAGCAAGAAAGCGAGCAAGGGAAGGCACAGCAUUAUCUCGUGUUUUGAAGAGCAGCCAGCGGGAGCGGCUGCUCUUCCAAGAGGACCCUUGCUGUGCGGUAGCUACGCUAAUGAACUGUUCCUAGUGGACCCCCGCCACCAGCAGCCGGUAGCGAUAAGCCGCAGUGGCCAGAAGGCGGCCAUGGGCGUCAUCCAGAUCCUCACUAGCGACAACGGGCGGUACGUGUAUGUCGCUAGACGCAACAGCGAUAAGAUCAGUGUCUACGACCGCCGGGACCUGCAGCGCGAGGUGAGCCUGCUGGCGCUGCCCUUCCGCGUCCGCCAAGACUCUGCCAAGUUCAAAGCAUGCGUGGAUGCGACACACGGGCUGAGUAUGGGUACUCCGUGGGGGGCCGUGCUGAAUUGGGGCCACGACCUGGUGGAGUUCGGAGGAGUCUCCCCGCAUCAGCGAAGUGAAGAACAGGCUGUAGCUUCCCUUCCGCCAGAGUCAGAAUGGAGCACUGGUCCCGAGUCCAUGGGAUUUACCACGACGGUGGUGAAGAGUUGUCCUACAGAGCCCGGUCUCUUGGCGCUGGCCCACGGGGGCACGAUCUCACUGGGCAGGCUCAGCGGCUAA